GGCGAGGAGGCGGGAAGGGCGGAGGGCGGGCCGGAGAGCGGCUCCACGCCGAGCCAGGCCGCCCUCCGGGGCUGAAAGGAGACGCCGGGCUCCAAGCUCUUAAACCAGACUUCGAAGCAGGAUCCCAGAGAAGGGGAGGAAAGUUCACCUCGGCGAGCGCGGAGAAGAAGGCGAGAGAGAAGUCGCCCUUGUCUUUGCUCUCUGGACGCGCCUCGGAUAAAUCAUCUUUCUAUAAAAGGGGGAACGGAAAUUGAUCAGAAACAUGGAUGCAGAUGAAGAUCAGAAAACAGAUCCUGAAAGGACAUGGGAGAAUUUGAACAAUUCGGCCACGGAUCUAAAAGCAACUGGUUCACUGACAACAGACGAUUUCCCUCAUAUUCAUCAAAGAAUCUAUAUCGAUGAGUUUGACUCUCCUCCCAAUGCACACUGUAAAUAUGACCUUUUCCCUCGAUGGCAUUUACCAGUGAAGAUAGCCCUGGUAUUAUCGUCGUUAACCUUUAUGUACACUUGUCUAAGGGACGUCAUCUAUCCUUUUGUGACUGCUCGAGAAAAUGUAUUUUACAAAAUUCCAAUCCUGGUCAUCAACAAAGUCUUGCCCGUGGUUUCAAUCACCCUUUUGGCCUUGGUAUAUUUGCCGGGAAUACUGGCCGCAGGUUUCCAGUUCUAUCAUGGAACCAAGUACAGACGUUUUCCACAGUGGUUGGAUACAUGGAUGUUAUCCAGGAAACAGUUUGGGCUGCUCAGCUUCUUCUUUGCCUCAAUGCAUGCCUGCUACAGUUUGUGCUACCCAAUGAGGAGAUCUUACAGAUACAAACUCUUGAACUGGGCAUAUCAACAGGUGAAGCAGAAAAAAGAAAACGCCUGGAUUGAACAUGAUGUCUGGAGAAUGGAGAUUUAUGUGUCUCUGGGAAUUCUGGGACUUGCUCUCUUGGCUCUUCUGGCGGUAACCUCAAUCCCAUCUGUCAGCCAGUCACUGACCUGGAGAGAGUUCCAUUACAUUCAGAGCAAAAUGGGAUAUCUAGCUCUGCUGCUGUGCACUGUUCAUGCCCUGGUGUUUGCAUGGAACAAAUGGGUCGACUUAGGCCAGUUUGUAUGGUACACUCCCCCUACAUUCAUGAUAGCAGUUGUUCUUCCAGUUUUGGUUUUGGCUUGCAAAUGUAUCCUGCUUUUCCCGUGCCUCAGGAAAAGACUACAGAAGAUCAGAUCUGGCUUUGACGCUAACACAGUGACAAGUAGGACGUCAAUAGCUUCCAGACUGUAGACUUAAGUGUGUAUAUACUUAACACCGAUAUGACUUCUUUCCCAGGCCUUAAAAUGAAUAAUAGUUAUACCUAAGGCUACAGUUCUCUGCUUACAUACAUGGAGUUUAAGUACUGAACUCGGGAAGACUUCCUUCUGCGUAUACAAUCAUACUUAGGAUUAUAUUUCACAGAGGAAAAGUCAAUCUGCUUUUGCCUUACUGGUGGACAAAGCAUUUUUAUGUUUCAGUACAAACUUACUUGUGCAAAUUAAAAUGUUGAAUAUAUAAUGGUGACCUUAAUAUUUCAUUAAUGCCCUACAUGUGAUUUUCUGAUAAAAUUCUAGAUUUCGACUGAAAUUCCAAAUUUCGACAACACAUCAGACUUUUUUUUCAAGCAGUCUAAAUUGUUAGUGAAAUAACUGACUUGUUAACUUAAAAAAAAUUUUAUGGUGCAAUAUACCGACUGGUGCUUAAGACUUAAAAUUUAAACACUGAGCUGCCUUGACUAAAAAUGUCUGAAUUCAGUUGUUGGGCCAGAUGACCAAAAAGUAAUCUCCAAGUCUCUAUCUGAUUGAUUUCUGAUACCAUUUUUCAAAAUGCUUUUCUAAAUAUAUGCCCAAAUGAAGAGAGAGACAUAAAUUAAAUCAGGAUAGGCUGGAUUUUAGGCUUGUUUGGGGUUUCCAAGUUUUAAAAAGGCAGGCUCAAGCUGAUCUUCAUUUGGAUUCUGGGAAGUCUCUCAUUUUCUUGAUCAUGAGCCUCUGAUGGAGUUCUGCAUUUCUCAAAGUUACAGCGUAAACUGAAUUGUGUAAAUAAGAAUAUAAAUACAAGUACCUUUUUGUUAUAUUUGUAGAAACUUUAUUAGCAUCUACUGUAUUUAAAAUAAUAAAGCCCUUUUUUGCAUUUUU
Molecule: messenger RNA, 2145 nt
Organism: Anolis carolinensis (green anole)
Lineage: Eukaryota; Metazoa; Chordata; Lepidosauria; Squamata; Anolidae
Gene: steap1
Product: STEAP family member 1
Exons: 5
Coding region: 263-1261 (332 amino acids)
Cellular component (GO): endosome; plasma membrane
Source: RefSeq, a predicted model, not a curated record